AUGACAGCAGCGCUGUCAAGGUCAGAGGCAUGGAGCCUUCUUGCCCUGAGCUCUACAUGUUUGGGCAUCUUUGUCAACACGUUCCAAGGUGAUGGAGCGCCUCUCAUUGUAUCUCUGGCUUUUUCGGGUCUGGCAUAUUCUGUAACAUAUGCUCUGAUACGAUGGCUGGGCCCCACCUUCAUCGGUGCUGGUCUCAAAGGCAAGGACAUGAGCAAGGCAAUCAAGAAGGAAAUUCCUGAGACUAUGGGAGCCGUUGCAGCUUCGAUAUACCUGCUUAUCCUCAUAGCCUUCAUUCCCUUUCCUUUCUACAAGGAUAUAGUGGCUGCGACCUCAGGUGGUGGCAAUCGUGAUGUUGUCGUGCAAGCUGCAGAAGUGGAAACAGGCCGCUUCUUACAUCGGUUCCCACAUUCGAAGCUUUCAGCAUACUUGUCGGCUCUCCUGACCCUGCAUACGACAACCCUACUAGGGAUUACGGACGAUAUUCUCGACCUGCGUUGGCGCCAUAAAGUGCUUAUCCCUGCGCUCGCUUCCUUACCCCUACUUCUUGUAUACUACGUUGACUUUGGGGUCACCUCGAUCGUCAUUCCGAGGUUUCUUCUUCCCUACAUACCAAACACGUCUAUUACCAAUUCGGAGUCUGGCCUGAUUCAUCUAGGUCCUUUGUACUAUGUCUAUAUGGCGGCACUGUCUAUUUUCGCACCUAACAGCAUUAACAUUCUGGCGGGCAUCAACGGGAUUGAGGUCGGCCAAUCAAUUGUGGUCGCCGUCUUGCUGAUGCUCAACUCUUCGUUGUACUUGAUUCCCUUCCCAGGCAACCCGAUUCUCGGCUCCUCUCCGCCUCCACGGGAAUAUCCUCACCCAGCAACGGAUUCUCAUCUGUUUACACUCUACCUGCUUCUUCCCUUCCUUGGUGUCAGCAUAGCUCUAUACACACAUAACCGCUAUCCAGCUCGCGUCUUCGUUGGGGACACCUACUGCUACUUUGCUGGAAUGGUAUUUGCAGUUGUGGGCAUUCUCGGUCACUUCAGCAAAACGCUACUUCUGCUUCUUAUUCCACAAAUCAUCAAUUUCCUUUACUCAUCGCCACAGCUCUUCAAACUCAUUCCUUGUCCACGGCAUCGGUUGCCGAAAUACAACGCUCGUACCAAUCUGCUUGAGCCGAGUGUCACCGAAUAUCCGGCUGAAAGACCCCCUUCGAACUUUCAGACGAUGACGUUGACCGCGCUGGCCAAGAUGCAUUUGUUAGAGAUACAGAUUGAUCCAGAGACGAACAACAUUCGAUCUUCAACCAAUUUCACCAUAUUGAACCUGUGGCUGGUUUGGUUUGGGCCUAUGCGGGAGGAUAAACUGGCACUUGGCCUGCUAUCCAUGCAAACAGCGUUUGGCCUGCUCGGCUUAUUCGUGAGGCACAGAAUGGCACUUUGGAUAUUUAGUUUAGACAACAGAGGAUUUCCAGGCUGGGGAGAGGGGAGUGCCGUGUAA
Endocarpon pusillum Z07020 is the source of this 1482-nucleotide messenger RNA. RefSeq lists its product as uncharacterized. Gene Ontology annotation, molecular function: UDP-N-acetylglucosamine-dolichyl-phosphate N-acetylglucosaminephosphotransferase activity. Gene Ontology annotation, biological process: protein N-linked glycosylation; dolichol-linked oligosaccharide biosynthetic process. The coding region runs from base 1 to 1482 and encodes 493 amino acids. Gene Ontology annotation, cellular component: membrane. The record is from RefSeq and is a predicted model, not a curated record. Lineage: Eukaryota; Fungi; Ascomycota; Eurotiomycetes; Verrucariales; Verrucariaceae. The transcript has 3 exons.